Exophiala oligosperma is the source of this 2343-nucleotide messenger RNA. RefSeq names its product pantothenate kinase. Gene Ontology annotation, cellular component: cytosol; nucleus. The record is from RefSeq and is a predicted model, not a curated record. Bases 234 to 1559 code for a protein of 441 amino acids. The transcript has 3 exons. Gene Ontology annotation, molecular function: ATP binding; pantothenate kinase activity. Lineage: Eukaryota; Fungi; Ascomycota; Eurotiomycetes; Chaetothyriales; Herpotrichiellaceae. Gene Ontology annotation, biological process: coenzyme A biosynthetic process.
GCCCGUGUUCACACCGAAGCCUGCAACUUUUUUUAUUAUAUUGCCGAGUAAGAGAAAUCCAAACCCACCGAACUGAGCGCGAUUCUCGGUCAGCCGGAUCGGCAACAAGAAUGCAACAAGAACCAGUAGGCCUUGGAGGUUUCUGAGUGCAGAUGCCUCUUUACUCGUGCCCAGACGACGAGACCUUGUUUGAUUUUAUGGGCGACUGGCUGGAUUGACCGAGGCCGUCGACUAUGGCGGCACCAGAGAGACCGUCGAUGGACGUCGACAUUGAGGAUACGUCCGCAAUCAUCGACGGCGAUGGCCCUGGCCGACCUCCUCGUGCGCCUCCUAUUCCUGCAUCUGUCAAGAUCAACGUCGAAGGCGCAUUUAUCGUGGACGAAGAUGCCAGCGGCAGGAAUGGCGCAGGCAGCGAGUUCGUCCAUUGGGAACGCAAUGAUAUCCGACUUCCACACCACACGGAUGUGGUCAGUCAUGUAGCUGUCGAUAUUGGCGGCUCUUUGGCAAAGCUGGUUUACUUCUCCCGCGAACCUGGUUCGACCCAUGGCGGCGGUCGCUUGAACUUCGUUAACUUCGAAACCGAUCGCCUCGACCUCUGCAUCGAUUUCAUCCAGGAACUAAAGCAGACUCAUUCAAAAUUGAACGGUUCUGCUCCUCAUCAACUGUGUGUCAUGGCCACCGGGGGCGGAGCAUUCAAGUUCUAUAAUAGGAUGAGGGAAGUAUUGCAUGUCGAUGUCAUCCAGGAAGAUGAGAUGGAAUGCCUCAUUAUCGGGCUCGAUUUCUUCAUAACGGAGAUUCCUGGCGAAGUCUUUACCUAUAGCGAAGACGAACCGAUUCAAUUUGUCGAGGCUCGUGCGGACGUCUACCCCUACCUCCUUGUCAACAUCGGGUCUGGUGUAUCCAUGGUCAAGGUGUCUGGUCCCGGUGAAUUCCAGCGAGUUGGCGGAACAUCGCUAGGAGGCGGCACCUUUUGGGGAAUACUCUCUCUGCUCACCGGGGCGCGAACAUUUGACGAAAUGCUCGCCUUGGCAGAAAAGGGCGACAACAGCGGCGUCGACAUGUUGGUGGGGGAUAUUUAUGGCACAGGAUAUGGCAAGAUUGGCCUCAAGGCCACCACAAUCGCAAGCACAUUUGGUAAAGUAUUCCGGAUGAAAAGGCUUGCCGAGAGAAAUGCAGAAGACGGAGAAGGACUCUCCAACGGCGAUCCGCACGACGAGGAUGAAGGCCGCGUGCAGGGUUUUAAAAUCGAGGACAUGGCACGAAGUCUCCUCUACGCUAUAUCUAACAACAUCGGACAGAUUGCAUAUCUGCAAUCGGAAAAGCACAACCUUAAACACAUAUAUUUCGGGGGAUCGUUCAUUCGUGGCCACACCCAGACCAUGAACACCCUUUCAUACGCCAUCAAGUUCUGGUCCAAAGGCGAGAAACAGGCCUAUUUCCUGCGACACGAAGGCUAUCUUGGGUCCGUCGGAGCCUUUCUCAAGAGACAGCCGAAGAACUGGGGUCGGCGGAAUAGUCUGGAGGACCUCAAGCUGGGAAGAGUGCUGUCAAAGGAAUGAACUGGUAUUCUGAAGUCAGCCUCAACAUCAAAAGACCUGAAACCGGCGUCGCACUAACCGCUUGAGACUGGAACGUUUGAUAAGAGCUGAGCAAUGAGGCUAGUAGCCUUGAGUGAGACCGGAAGCACAGAAGAAAAGCAAGUCGAAGUGACUGUCAACCCAGCAUGAUAGAAGCCAUGGCUCCGACAAUGCGACUUCGGUAUCUGUUCCUAUCUUUGCGACUCGGAGUUGGUUAUUUUCACUUUGGGUUGUCGCGAACAUGGUGUUGGUGUCGGUUCAUUGGUCGCUGUGAUGGCACACUGUCACUGCGAGCGACAUCUCAAAAGUACUGGGCUCGAGUGAGCCAUCUCCUCAACACUUCCUUAUUGAUCACAACCCCUUCGGUCUCUCAGAACAUACUAUGUGAGUGUCAGACAGAAGGAUGCCCAACCUCGAUGCAAAUUAGACGACUUCAAGGUAUAGGUCCGCUGUGAGGAUGCUAGAAUCGAUGCAGCAACAAGUGUCGGCAAACGAUCUCGCCCGUCCCGCGGCCCCCUUUCACUUGUGAUCUCCCGGCCAGGCGACGCUCUUCUUCUGUAGGGGGAACAAAUCAUGACAAUUGAUAGACUGUGUGGAGUGCAGAGGCUUGUUGAAGUUUCGUCUACUGCUGGCGGGGUCGGUCAGUCUGGGGUUAAUUUAGGUCUGUGCAUCGCAUGGCUUGACCAUGUGCAAUGACGGAUGCACGCACAGGUAAAGAGGCAGUACAAGUAUGAAAAGUGAUCGCACCUAUUCCAGGUGCCUGAGG